AAUGCCUUAGAUGUACAUAAAGGCAACUUUCACUAUUUUUUUUCUUUGCACAUUUCCAUUAGUUGUAAGUGCCUAAGAAUCAACUGGUUAAGAGCUGCCUUCAAAUCUUACUAAGGACUCACAUAUUCCAUGCACAAUGAGCCUCAUGUCUUGGAGUCAUCUGUUUCUCCUGUUCCUGCUCUGCCAUCAUGAAGUCCAUCGCGCUGCGUGCAAACCGAGGUGGAUGUCGGCACAGUUCCCCUGCGACGUCAGCGCCUAUAAUAACACAAAAGUCAAAUUUGACUGCAGAGGCCGGCAUCUGAAAGAAGUGCCAAGAGGAAUAACGCAUAAUGUGACUGAUCUUGACUUAUCAGAAAACUUUAUUAAGGCCAUUAAGGGGAAAGAUUUUUCCAAGAUGUCAAAUCUGACUUGGCUGAGACUUAGUUGGGCAAACAAGAACAGGAAUCUGACGAUUGGUAAAGAUUCUUUCAAAAACCUCACAAAGCUGAAGGAUCUGCAGCUAGCGGGUAAUUCUCUGAAAGAAAUACCAGCAAAUCUCCCAGUUAGUUUGAAAACCCUGCAGCUGCACAACAACAAGAUAUUGCUGCUGGAUAAGAGGGGACUUGCUAACUUAAAAAAUCUGACACAACUGUUCCUGUCGAAAAACUGCUACAUGUGGGACCCAUGUGGAAGUUCUGUUGAAAUCAAAGAUGAUGCUUUUGCUGACUUGACCUCACUGCGAGAUCUGGAUUUAUCCUUUAACAACUUAACCCAAGUUCCCAAAGGUUUACCAGAGUCUUUGAAAAUACUGUCUGUAGCUUCUAAUUGGAUACAGGAAAUACAUAAAGAUGAUUUCCAAAACCUGAACUCCUUACAGCAACUUGAGCUACAGGGAAAUUGCCCAAGAUGCCAAAACGCUCCAUAUCCCUGUGUCACUUGCAUUAACAUUUCUCUCACCAUCCAUCCCGACGCAUUUAAAAAUUUAACAAACCUUGAAAGUCUCAAUCUGGGAGGAAACUCGCUCAAGUUCCUAAAACCAUCCUGGUUUGAGAAGCUCCACAAACUACGAGAGCUAUUGCUUUCAUUUAACUUUUUGGUAACAGCAAUCACCCAAGAGGCAGCAUUCCUGCGAUACCUCCCCAGCCUUGAAAGAGUCGACUUGUCUUUUAACUUCGGCUUCAAGAGUUAUCCAAGGACUCUGAAUCUUUCUGACGAGUUUUCAAAUCUCACAUCAUUAAGAACUUUGCACCUGGAGGGCUUGGUCUUUCAAAACAUUGAACAAAGCACACUGAAACCUCUCUAUGGGCUUAAAAACUUGUCUGCACUGAAUUUGGGAACCAAUUUUAUUAUUCACUCUGAUUCCACUGUGUUUAGCAAAUUCCCAAAUUUAAAAAUGAUAUACCUCGCAGAAAACAGACUAUAUCCCAUUCCAGUGACACGUGCCCCAACCCCAAAAAAUGGAUUCAACCAGAGGUCACCACUUUUCUUUAAACCACUCACAAAACAUCCACAGCCUACAAGUUAUGAGAUAACACAUAGUUUUAUCAAACAGGAAUGUUUUGACUCUGGAAAAGUUCUCAUCCUCAGCUCUAAUAACCUGUUCUUUAUUUCUCCAAAGCAGUUUGAAGGAUUUGGAGAUAUUGCAUGUCUCAACCUCUCAGGAAAUGGAUUUUCAGCAGCACUUAAUGGUACAGAGUUCUCCUUACUGCCUAAUCUGACAUAUUUAGACCUGUCCUACAACAGGAUUGAUCUGGCUUUUGACAACGCCUUUAAAGAGUUAAGAAAAUUAAAAGUGCUCGACCUCAGUUACAAUCCACACUAUUUCAAAGCGUUUGGAGUCACGCUUAAUCUAAAUUUCUUAAAAAAUCUCCCUGACCUACAAGUGCUGAACAUGAGCCAUAACUCCAUUCGCACUUUAACAACUAAGCAGCUGCACAGCAAAUCAUUGACAGAACUACAGUUUGCAUAUAAUUCUCUUGGGGUUCUCUGGAAAGAAAAAGAUGGUUCGUACGCAAACCUUUUCACUCAUCUUCACAAUUUGACUAUUUUAGACAUAUCACACAAUAGAAUUGCUAAGAUCCCUGACAAUAUCUAUGAAGCCCUGCCUCGUAAUCUCACCAAACUCAGCAUUCAUCAUAACUUGCUGACAGACUUUUCUUGGGACAAACUGAAGUUUUUCCAUCAACUUCAGAUUUUAGACCUGGGCUUUAAUUCUUUAUCAUCUGUUGUUGGCAUCAAUUCAAACAUCUCGCAGUCUUUGUCUUUUCUUGAUCUGAGUCACAACCACAUUUUCCACCUGGAAAACGGAUUGUUCAAUGGUCCAAAAAGCCUCCACACUCUGAGCCUGAGCUUCAACAAACUGACUACGGUUAAUAUAUCCAGCCUCAUGGAAGGACCCGAGAACAACAUCAAGACUUUGUUCUUGAACAAAAAUCCGCUCCAGUGUAUUUGUGAUUCAUUAGAUUUCAUUUUAUGGAUUGAAAGCAGUCCUGUCAAGAUCCCAAGAUUGACAACUGCUGUGACCUGUGACACGCCAGAAAACCAAAAGGGCAAACCGCUGAUUUACUUUGACAUUGGACAGUGUGUAAAUGACAAUCAAGCAUUGCAAUUGUACGUCUUCACAACAUCUUUUAUUGUUGUUUUUAUGUUUUUGGCAACAGCCACUCAUUUAUUCUACUGGGACGCUUCGUACAUCACACACUAUUUGAAAGCUAAACUGAUGGGCUACAAGUCCCUGAACUCCUCAGACAAUGCUUAUGAUGUCUUUGUGACAUAUGACACUAAAGAUUCACAUGUAUCUGAAUGGGUGAUGAGGAACCUGCGGGUUAAGCUGGAGGAGGAUGGAGAAAAGCAUCUUCCUAUGUGUCUGGAGGAGAGAGACUGGCCCCCAGGAGUCCCGCUGGUAGACAACCUCACGCAGAGCAUUCAAUACAGCCGCAAGACCCUGUUUGUUUUGACAGAGGGCUACGUUAAGACAGGAAUCUUCAAGAUGGCGAUGUAUCUAGCACACCAGAGACUGCUGGAUGAAAAUGUUGAUGUGAUUGUGCUGCUCAUGCUAGAGCCAGUCCUGCAGCACUCUCAUUUCCUGCGCCUGAGGAAGAGGCUCUGUGGGAAAAGUGUAGUAGAGUGGCCGCGGACAGCAGCUGCUGAGCCCUGGUUCUGGCAAAACCUCAAAACUGUCAUUAGAGAAGAUAAUCAAGUGAUGUACAACAAAACAUAUUCAAAAUACUUUACCAAUGAGUAAAGCAGGUGAUUUUAAAAUGAAACUUUGUGAGAAACUGGGUUGAGAUUGCAAUUGUUCUCCACUGUAAUGUGCUCUUCAAUGUUUGUAAUUAAAAUUGAUUUGAUCACUCCAGUGAAAAAUGAUUGUAUAUAUGUAUUAAAAAUGGCUUGCCUUUACUUUUCUUUACACAUGUUGACACUGAAGAGUUUUGAAUUUUCCUGCUAUUUUUGAAUAAA
Messenger RNA from Oryzias melastigma (Indian medaka), 3438 nucleotides. Its product is annotated as toll-like receptor 8. Gene Ontology annotation, biological process: positive regulation of interleukin-6 production; toll-like receptor signaling pathway; defense response to virus. The record is from RefSeq and is a predicted model, not a curated record. Gene Ontology annotation, cellular component: plasma membrane. The coding region runs from base 137 to 3223 and encodes 1028 amino acids. Gene Ontology annotation, molecular function: pattern recognition receptor activity; protein binding. Lineage: Eukaryota; Metazoa; Chordata; Actinopteri; Beloniformes; Adrianichthyidae. The transcript has 2 exons.